Messenger RNA from Triticum dicoccoides, 3346 nucleotides. RefSeq lists its product as uncharacterized. The transcript has 11 exons. Lineage: Eukaryota; Viridiplantae; Streptophyta; Magnoliopsida; Poales; Poaceae. The coding region runs from base 1 to 1197 and encodes 398 amino acids. The record is from RefSeq and is a predicted model, not a curated record.
AUGGCCAUCGGCUUGGCUCCGCCCGUAGCAGUCUGUCCCCGCGACGCCCCUGCUCACCAAGUCCCUCUGCCGGAGCCCCGCACAUCACCCUGUUUCCAUCUGCUCGACGUCGGCUGCAUCGAGCAGCAGCAGCUACCAGCACCAUCGGGCCUCUGCCUCCCCUGCCGCCUGGACAAGUCCGGCCUCCUGCAGCCCCUUUUCGUCCCUAACCGAGCAGUGCGCCUUCUCAUCGCCCUGCCUCCAUGUCCACUGCGUGUGCCAGCGCCCAUGUCCAAGUACCAUGUUUUCUCUGCUGCCCCGUGCACCUUUGGCUGCUGCCUCGAGAGGCCCUUUUGUCGUGAUUCAUUUUGGGUCGUUCAGAACGAGAACGCCAAGUACCGUCGCCGAAGACCCAUGUACAACUACCAUCGCCAAGACCCCGUGAACGUCUACACGACGACCGUCGAGUACCUCUUCGCGAAGCGAGCGAGCAGAAAAAGAAAACAGCGAGAAGCAGCGAGGAGCGAGCCGGCCCGCAUCUCCCCCGCUCCCCCCGAGCCGUGGCACACGCACAAUCCCCUCCCCUCGAACCCCGCCUCGCUCGCUUCCGUCGACAGGUGGGUGGAGGGAAAGGGAGGCGGCCGGCGACAGGGGAAGAAGCAGACCGGCCCUGAUCGGCUCGCCCUCCUCCGCGCUCCGACAUCCGCGUCUCGCAGCAGACGACAAUGGAGGCGCUCAAGGAGAAGCUGUGGAAGAAGACGGGCACGGCCGUGGGCUCCAUGCGGCUCGAGCUCCGCGACAAGGCCGGCGCCAGGGUCGCUGACCUCGGUCGCGACGCCGCACCCCUCGCCGCCUACUCCCCCUACGUACCGGCUGCACGUCAUCGACCUCGACCCCUCGUCGGUGACCUCCGGCGGGUGGCUGGAGGACACCUCGUUCGUUGAUAAGUACACCAUGUCGGACGAUGCAUACGACGAGCUCGGCACAAACAUCCGGAAGUUCAAAGAGAAGAUGGUGUCGAAAAACCUUGUAUCGGAUGAUAAGCAAUCAGACAAUCAGAUGGAGGAAUUGUGUGCUAACAUCAAGGGUUUGGGUGUCCAUCAGAUUCUUGCGAGGACAGCAACAGCGGCCAGCGUUUGUAUUUGCAGAGUUCAUGAAUGCCGCAGGUGCUUCUGCCUGAAUCUCUUCAGUGGGGUUUCCAGCGCAGCGGCAACAUGACGACCAAGUUCAAAAGCCUCAUAUCACACUGCAUCAGAAGGUAGCCGCGUAAUAUGGUCGCCGGAUGGAAGUAGAAGUUCGCACUUACAAAAGUAAAGUAUGUUUUUGGCACCACUGUUGUUUCUUGCUUCACUAUGUUGUUCCAGGCGGUUCUUGAUGGUACGUGCUCUUGUCUGAUUUGUAAAAGAGAUGUUUGAAAGAGCAGAUGGUUUUGGCUUUGUUAUUAUAAGCAAAACAGACAAUAAGAAGUAUAUUAUCUGAUUAUUGAGUCAAUGCAUUUGCCAUACAUUUGUAAGUAUUUUCUUGCAUCCUCUCUUUUCUCCAGGAAUGUUGUGUAGUUUAUUGAUGCCCCUACAUAAGACUGUAGGUCACUGUUUAUGUUCAUACAUGUGUUCCUUGUUGUUCGCCUUUCUAUCUACUAUGGGAUAGCUGCUGACUGGGAAUAAUACUUAACAGGGUAGCUACAUGAAUGUUUAUGUUUCCUGUACUGUUGUUUGUGAUUGAGUUAGAACAUGUAUGUCCUCAUAUUCUCACAUUGCUGUCUAAAAUCUGUUUACAUGGAAAUAACUGAAGAACAGCAAUUUUAUUUCCCUGUAUGUGUGUGUGUGUGUGUGUGUGCGUGCGCGCGCACGGUUUGUUGCCGAUGUUUAUAAUGGUUUGUUUGCAGGACAAGCCCGAGCCUCCUCCAGAAAGGCUGUCUUCCUGACGCCACCCAAGGAUCUGACCACCUCAGUUAGGUGUUCUCCACCCAGAUAGGAUUGGGUGACAAGGACAUUGAUGCUCUUUCUGGUGGUCACACCCUGGUGUGCAUGUCUUAUGUUUGGCGCCAAGUUUGUACGCUUACUGCCGCUACAAAGAAUGCUGACAAAGCUUCCAGAAUAAUGCUAUAUUAUGCUGCGAGAAGCACAAGUUCCUCUCUUAUCCUGUCUGUUAUCCAUUUCUUUUGCUCGAGGAGCCAACCGUGCUGACAAAACACUAGAAGGUAUGAAUCUGAAUUUCUUACUUCUGUAUACAUACAGAAAACUACAUUAUUCAUGACAUCAUUACAUUUCUUUGUUGCACAUUGAACUAUUAAUGGCACCUUCUUCUUUGAGUAUAAAUUAUAUUAAGGAAGUUCUAAGUACUAAAUUGGAAAUACUUUCUUUGUGUACUUGCUCUAGACGGGCUUUCUUGUAUUGAUGUUUUUCCAAUAUAGAGUUCCAUUCAAUUUUGAUCUCCUACGAGGAGUAUGCUAUUUGAACUGAAACGGUGAAACCACAAGUCGACAUAAUCUAAUUUUAGUUAAAUGACAAAGAGGACAUUUUCUACCAUGUACGGGUGAUGCACGUGUUUCCAAUGUAGAGUCUAAUUUAAUUUAGUCCUUUUGAUCACCCAUGCUGAAUAUUGAAUGAGUCAACUGGGAGGAGUUUAAGCCAAGCUAAACUGAAAUCAUAAUUAAACAUAAGCUGUUUUCAGUUAAAUGGCAGAGAGGGCCCUCUUCUACCAUGUAAAUUAAAUUGCAUAUUUACGCAUGUUAUACCUUGUUUGCAAUUUCUGUUUACUGAACUAUAUCCAUGAUACUAAUCAAAAGAGUAUUUACUCUUUUUGCACCAAUUAUUAUUGUUGUUACAUAACCACGUGCUGAUAGCGCAAAAGCGGAAUGAGUUAGCUUAUUUACGUAUUGUGAUCACCGCCGGAGCCACUCAGGCUUGCAAACAGUGAUCUACACGCCAAUUGUCGCAUCAUGCUAGGAACCAACAAGAGAGCCACCGUAACAACCAACUGGUCUGAGUUCCGCCGCCUUGCAAAAAUCCAUGAAGGAGACAUUUGUGCCUUUCGUUUCAAGGUCAGCACAAAGCAGCGCCCGGUUCUCAUUGUCCAUUGCCUUUAUAUGAAGCAUCGACAGCAAUGGAAGUCGUAUUUAAAUAUCAUCUACUCCCUCCGUUCGAAAUUACUUGUCGCAGAAAUGGAUGUAUCUAGACGUAUUUUAGUUCUAGAUACAUCCAUUUUCGAGACAAGUAAUUCCGAACGGAGGGAGUAGCAUUCUAAGGACUACUAAUCAAGCUCUGUAAUAGGAUGAAACCUUCCUCUGUUUUUCGACGAUCCUAUCUGUUGCUUUUGAACAGCUACCACCUAAGCUUUUACCUAUAUAACCUCUGUUGUCGUUCCU